GGAGGCGACACCGACUCUGCGGCGCCCUCUACCGGCCAGACGCGCAGUCAGCCGCCGCUUUCCCGGAGCUGAGCACCGGACCGCUCAAUCCGAGCGUAACUCAGGAAUCAGGACUCACUCACACACAUUCCUCCUCCACGAGUGGAGCAAGCCGACAAGGAGCAGCCGUGUCGGCGUUGGUUCUCCCCUCUCUCUCCCCUCCCCGGACAACACGCCACAGGGACACGCAGGAGCGGGAGCAGCGACUCCAGAUAAAAGUAAUUGUUCUAAUAAAAAGAAGAGUUUCCAGUAAACCCCGCGGCUGGGGGUUAACGCUGCGGCGGCUCUCCGACAUGGAUAAAGUUCUCAAUUGGCUGUUUGCAGUGGUGAACCUGCUGAUGUCCGUUCAGGGGGAAGUUUUUAAAGGCGACUGUAGCUUUGAGAAACCGCUGGCAGCGUGUGGGUACAGCCAAGGCCGAGAUGAUGACCUUGACUGGGAGCAGGUCACCACCAGAGAGAAGACGUCAUCAGAGCCAUGGAUGCCCUCAGGGUCAGCGUUUGUGAUGGUGAACACAUCAGGGCGCUUCGCGGGGCAGAAGGCUUUACUACUGACACCCCAGCUGAAGGAGAACGACACCCAUUGUGUUUUGUUCCAAUUCUACAUUGGAGGCAGAGACAACAGCCACCCAGGUCACCUGAACGUCUACAUCAAAGAGAACAACAGCCCCAUGGGGAUGCCUGUUUGGAACGUGUCAGGUCCAGCCUCUCGGUCCUGGGGCCAGGUGGAGCUGGCCAUCAGCACAUACUGGCCCAACUUCUACCAGAUUGUGUUUGAAGCUAUAACCUCAGGGCAGCGCGGCUUGCUGGCCAUCAAAGACGUUGUGGUCCAGGGCCACCAAUGCAUGAAUACUCCACAUUUUCUGACCAUAAAAGGAGUGGAGGUCAACGCUGGACAGACUGCGUCUUUUCACUGCACCGUCAAUGGACGCAAAAGGGACAACUUUCGUUUGUGGCUUCAGGGCAUCGGUGGACGGGAGGCCCCGAUGAAAGCCACUAAACCUUGGAACAACCGCCGCUUCAUAGGCACUUUCGACGUAGAGAACACGACCAAGGGCGAUUCGGGCCGUUACCGCUGCAUUGUCCACUCAGACAAAGGAGUUGGAGUGUCCAAUUAUGGCGAACUAACCAUAAAACAGCCCCCAGUUCCCAUUGCACCACCCCAGCUGACUGCUGUUGGAGCUACAUACCUCUGGAUUCAGCUAAACGCCAACUCCAUCAAUGGGGACGGUCCAAUCAUUGAUCGGCAGGUGGAGUACCGCACUGUGUCGGGUACCAUGUAUGACCUGCAGCCCGUCGAUAAGACCACACACAAGAUCGGCCACCUGGAUCCAGACACUGAGUACGAGAUCAGCGUUCUGCUGACCAGGCCUCUGGAUGGGGGCACCGGAGCUCCUGGACCUCCUCUGCGCGCCAGAACAAAAUGUGCAGAGCCCAUGCACGGCCCUCGGCGGUUACAAGUGGUGGAUAUCCAGUCCAAACAGGUGACCAUACGCUGGGAACCGCUGGGCUACAACGUGACCCGCUGCCACAGUUACAACCUGACCGUCCAGUACCGCUCCAGAGUGUCCGGUAAGGAGGAGACCCGGGAGGAGGUGUGCUACGAUGCACAGAGCCGCGACCCUCAGCACACGAUCCUCAACCUGACACCCUUCACAAACCUCAGUGUCAAGCUGGUGCUGCACAACCCAGAAGGGGUAAAGGAGAGCACCGAGCUGGAAGUCCAGACUGAUGAGGAUGUACCCGGAGCUGUUCCUCUGGAGUCAAUCCAGGGGAGUCCCUAUGAGGAGAAGAUCCUCCUAAAGUGGAGAGAACCAGCUCAGACCUUUGGGAUCAUCACUCAGUAUGAGAUCUCCUACAAGGCGGUAAGCUCCUUUGACCCCGAGCUUGACCUCUCUAACCAGAGUGGGAAGGCGGUGAAGCUGGGCAACGAGACCACCCACGAGUUCACAGGCCUCUACCCGGGCUCCACGUACUCCUUCACUCUGCGCGCCAGCACAGCCAAGGGCUACGGCCCCCCUGUCAUCACCCAGUUCACCACCAAGAUUUCAGCGCCAUCCAUGCCAGCCUAUGACCAGGAGACCUCUCUGAACCAGACCGACAGCACCGUCACCGUCCUCCUUAAGCCUGCUCAGAGCAGAGGCGCACCUGUCAGCGCGUACCAGGUGGUGGUGGAGGAAGAGCGUCCACGCAGAGCGCGGGGCGCGGCAGAGAUCUUACGCUGCUACCCAGUCCCCAUCCACUUCCAGAACGCCACAGUUCUAAACUCACAGUACUACUUCACGGCUCAGUUCCCCGCCGCCGGCAUCCACUCACCACAGCCGUUCACCGUGGGUGACAACAAAACCUACAACGGCUACUGGAACGCCCCACUUCUGCCACAGAAGAGCUACAGCAUCUAUUACCAGGCUGUCAGCACAGCCAAUGGGGAAACCAAAAUCGACUGUGUUCGCGUUGCAACUAAAGCCGCCAUACUCGUGACUCAGCUCACAACCCCGUACAUCCGCAUGGCCCCGGCGGCCGGUGACCACCAGCUAACAGGAGCAGCCACUCACAAACCCAACGCAGUGGAGCCCGAGAAGCAAACCGACCACACCGUAAAGAUUGCGGGGGUCACUGCUGGCAUCCUCCUCUUUGUCAUCAUCUUCUUAGGAGUGGUGCUCCUCAUGAAGAAAAGAAGAACCUAUCACUCCUACACUUACUACCUAAAAUUGGCCAAGAAGCGAAAGGAGACGCUGAACAGCACCCGCCAGGAGAUGACGGUGAUGGUCAACUCCAUGGACAAGAGCUACACGGAGCAGGGGACCAACUGUGACGAGGCGCUGUCUUUCAUGGACACGCACAACCACACGCUGAACACCCGCAGCGAGUGCACGCUCACGCUCAACGGGCGCAGCGAGUGCACGCUCACGCUCAACGGGCGCAGCGAGUGCACUCUCACCGUCAACGGCAGAGCUGCAUCGUCUCCCUCGUCUUUUACGCUCCCAAAAGGCAACACCCUGGCUUCCUCCCUCCCCACCAACUCAUACUACCCAGAUCCCUUUGUGCCGACUGCUAUCUUAGACGAGAGCCAGAACACGGGCAGCGACACCAGCAGCCUGGUGCAGUCGCACACCCACUCCCUGAGGAAGCGGGAGCCUGUCGACGUGCCGUACCAGACGGGUCAACUGCACCCGGCGAUCCGCGUGGCCGACCUCCUCCAGCACAUCACGCAGAUGAAGUGCGCGGAGGGCUACGGCUUCAAGGAGGAGUACGAGAGCUUUUUUGAAGGACAAUCUGCACCGUGGGACUCUGCCAAGAAGGAUGAAAACCGCAUGAAGAACCGAUAUGGGAAUAUUAUUGCAUAUGAUCACUCCCGCGUCAGACUGCAGGCCCUGGAGGGGGAACAGAGCUCCGAUUACAUUAAUGCAAAUUAUGUUGAUGGCUACCACAGGCCGAAUCACUACAUCGCCACUCAGGGCCCCAUGCAGGAGACGGUGAUCGACUUCUGGAAGAUGGUGUGGCAGGAGAACACAGCCGCCAUCGUCAUGGUGACCAACCUGGUAGAAGUGGGCAGGGUGAAGUGCUGCAAGUACUGGCCCGACGACUCGGAGAUCUACAGAGACAUCAAGGUGACGCUGAUCGAAACCGAGCUGCUGUCAGAAUAUGUCAUUAGAACCUUCGCGGUGGAGAAGAGGGGAGCUCAUGAGAUCCGAGAGAUUCGACAGUUUCACUUCACCGGCUGGCCGGACCACGGUGUGCCCUACCACGCUUCGGGUCUGCUGGGGUUCAUUAGGAGGGUCAAGUCCAAAACUCUGACCAAUGCUGGUCCGAUGGUGGUUCACUGCAGCGCUGGAGCCGGUCGGACGGGCUGCUUCAUCGUCAUUGACAUCAUGCUGGACAUGGCGGAGAGGGAAGGCGUGGUGGACAUUUACAACUGCGUGAGGGAGCUGCGCUCGCGGAGGGUCAACAUGGUCCAGACCGAGGAGCAGUAUGUCUUUAUCCACGAUGCCAUUCUGGAGGCCUGUCUUUGCGGCGACACCACCAUCCCCGCCAGCCAGCUCCGCUCCGUCUACUACGACAUGAACCGCCUGGACCCGCAGACCAACUCCAGUCCCAUUAAGGAGGAGUUCAGGACUCUAAAUAUGGUGACUCCCACGCUGCGGGUGGAGGAUUGCAGCAUCGCCCUGCUACCUCGCAACCACGAGAAGAACCGCUGCAUGGAUGUCCUGCCACCAGACCGCUGCCUCCCAUUUCUGAUCACCAUCGAUGGGGAGAGCUCCAACUACAUCAACGCCGCACUCAUGGACAGUUACAAGCAACCCUCUGCGUUCAUUGUGACCCAACACCCGCUGCCAAACACGGUGAAGGACUUCUGGAGACUGGUGUUGGACUACCACUGCACAUCCAUAGUGAUGCUCAACGAUGUGGACCCAGCUCAGCUGUGUCCACAGUACUGGCCAGAAAAUGGAGUCCAUCGCCACGGCCCUAUCCAGGUGGAGUUUGUCUCCGCUGACCUGGAGGAAGACAUCAUCAGCAGAAUAUUCCGGAUCUACAAUGCGGCUCGGCCUCAGGACGGGUACCGGAUGGUGCAGCAGUUCCAGUUCCUGGGUUGGCCCAUGUACAGAGACACGCCCAUGUCCAAACGCUCCUUCCUUAAGCUCAUCCGACAGGUGGACAAGUGGCAGGAGGAGUAUGACGGGGGUGAGGGACGCACUGUGGUCCACUGUCUGAACGGAGGCGGCCGCAGCGGGACUUUCUGUGCCAUCAGCAUUGUGUGUGAGAUGCUCCAGCACCAGCACUCAGUGGAUGUUUUUCAUGCGGUCAAAACGCUGAGGAACAACAAACCCAACAUGGUGGACCUACUGGACCAGUACAAGUUCUGCUACGAAGUGGCGCUGGAGUAUUUGAACUCUGGGUAACGUGGAGCUUCUGUGUUUGCCUGGAAUGACAAGUUUGGGGCAGAAUGAAUGACUGCGGCUCACAUGUGUGCAUUAUGUUAAAAGGGUUACCAAGCCAAUGGGAGGCGGCACACAGGACCCUACGUGCAGUUCCCCUCCUUCUGACCAGCCCUCCUUUUACCUUCAUGGUCUGAACAGAGGAAGGUAGCAGGAGUUGUACAGUGCUUUUAUUUUUCUGGCUAACAAAACUCAAAAAGAGCACAAGGAGUUUCUUUCUUUCCUGGAUCCCCCUCUCUCUUCCUGCCUCCAUCAGCUGCCUGCCUGUCUCAUUGGUCGUUGCCUUGAUCCUCAUCAAACGGCAAGCGUCCGGCGCUCUUCACUUCCUCGUGGAAUGCACACCACUGUACAUAUUUUAACGUGCUCAUUUCUGUUUUGCUGAACUAAUUGUUGAAGGUCAUGAGAUUCAGGAAGCUUAAAUGUUCUGUGAUUUUUCAGACUUUUACGACGACUCAGCUUCAUGCCGCGGGAAACGCAUCCGCUUACCUUCUGUCCUGUUCGGGGAUCCAAAGCUUUAUUUGCACUUCCAUUUAAUUCUUGUUGUGCAUAUUGUAAAUAUGUCUGUAGAUUAUUUAUUUGCUGUAUUUGUACUUUCUUUGUGACUUGCAGUAAGUGACAAUCAUAUGUUCGAUAGGUUUGGUUUAUUGAGUGUAUUAUGUGCUUUUUGAGUCAUCUAAUACGACAAAGAAAAUCAAUUGUAAAGAAAAAAAGGAUAUAUAUAUAAAUGUAUCUUCAAUAUAAACACUGGGUUAAGUGUCUGUGCCUUGUCUGAAUGAACCCGGGAGAGAUGGGGACACCUACUGGACACAAAGGAAUCUACAGUACAUUGCCAAAAUACUGAUUCUGGAUAAACUUUAACUCAUUUUAAAAUCUAUUGAUGUGAUUUAAAUUCUCACUCUUGAACUGUAAGAGUUUAAGGGAACCAAUCUUAAUAAAGAUUUUUACCAGUUAAUUGUCA
This is a messenger RNA of Nothobranchius furzeri (turquoise killifish), 5931 nucleotides long. RefSeq names its product protein tyrosine phosphatase receptor type Ma (gene ptprma). Lineage: Eukaryota; Metazoa; Chordata; Actinopteri; Cyprinodontiformes; Nothobranchiidae. Gene Ontology annotation, cellular component: membrane. The record is from RefSeq and is a predicted model, not a curated record. Gene Ontology annotation, molecular function: protein binding; protein tyrosine phosphatase activity. Gene Ontology annotation, biological process: protein dephosphorylation.